AUGUGCCCCAACGCGUCAACGCCGGCGACCGGCGAUGCCGACUCCGACGCCGACGCGGGCGCCACUGUUCUUGCAAAGCUUCAUGCUUUGCGAGCUGCCAUCGUCUCGGUGCUUUCAGCCGCGGCCGAUGCUGAGUCCCAAGCCGUGGCAGCACGCGCGCUGAGCGCGGGCAUCUACCGCGCCGUCGCACCGGCCGAGCCCCUCCUCGCGGCGUUCCGCCGCGUGUCCGCGCUCGCCGAGGAUGCCGCGCCACCCGCGAACCCGGGCGACGCCGAGAGCGCGGUCGCGUUCGUCGACCGUGUGGACCAGCUGCGGGACGCCAUCGAGGAGGUGGUGGCGCGCGGCGAAGAGGCCGUCCGGAGGGUGGAGGAGGCCGUCGGCUUCCUGGGUCGGACCAAGGCGGCCGGCCGGGGCCACGUACGGAGGCUGACCGAGGCCGCCGCGGCGCUGCGCGCGGUGUACGAGACGGAAGCCGAGGAGAUGCGCUUCGAGGGCCCCCUCGACGAUGCUCUCCUCGGCCUCCAGGAGCUCUUCGAGGCGGUGCUCCUCAGGCUGAAGCACCCGGCGCCCGUGGACGACGACGUCGCCGGCGCCGAGGGAGGCACGGCCGGGUACGAGCUGGGCACUGACGACGAGGUGGAGGCCAACGCAAGGAUGGCCAGGACGCUGGCCGGCAACGACUGCUUGGAUAUCUGCCUCGACAUCUACGUCACGACGAGGUACAGGAGAGCGGCCAAGGCGAUGAUGCAGCUCAACGCGGCGUACCUCAAGUCGUACACGCCGGAGGAGAUCGACGCCAUGGAGUGGGAGUUGCUGGAGUCGGCCAUGGCGCUAUGGAGCCCGCAUUUCCACGUGGCUAUCGCCUCCAUGCUCGUCGCGGAGCGCCGGCUCUGCGCGCGCGUGCUCGAGCCCCUGCCGCCGGCGGUCUGGCCCGAGUGCUUCGCCAAGAUCGCCGCCAGCAUCGUCGCAGCGUUCUUCCGCUUCACGGACGGCGUGGCCGCUGCGGCGCGCGAGCCGCAGAAGCUGUUCAAGCUGCUCGACAUGCUCGACGCGGUGGUCCGGGAGCGGGAGCGCCUGGACGAGCUCUUCACCAGCGAGUCGACCACGCUGGUCGCCAUCCGCAAGCGCACGCGCGAGGUGGAGCGCGCGCUGGCGCGCGCCGCGGCCGGCGUGUUCUUCGAGUUCGGUCUCCACAUCGAGACGCUCUACGUCACCGGCGCCGGCGCCAACUCCGGGCACGUGCCCAAGAUCGUGCGGAGGAGAACACGGGCGAGGGUGGCAACCGCGCCCGCUUGCCGAGGCGGCGGCGAGCGUGAUGGAGGCGCUGCACCGGCCCGUCGAGGCGGCGCGCCGGGUGUGCCCGGACACGGUGGCGUCGCAUGUCUUGGCCAUGAACGCGUACUGGUACAUCUACAUGCGCACCCGGGGCUCGGAGCUGGCAAAGCUGGUGGGCGAGGACACCUUGCGGCGCCGGUACAAGGCGGCGGCGGAGGAGGCGGCGUGGGAGUACCAGGACGCGGUGUGGACCCCGCUAGUCCGGCUCGUCAGCGGCAGCAGCUCCGGCGCGCCCAAGACCUGGCCGCCGGACGAUGCGCGGGAGAAGGCGACGGCGUCGCUGACAAGCUCGAGGAGAGGGUGAGGCGGCACGGGGCCGAGUACAAGAUACCGGACGGCGACCUCCGGGGACAGAUCAAGGUCGCGGCGGCCAAGGCGGUGCGCGGCGCGUACGCUGGGUUCUUGAAGGCCAACGACAAGGCCCUGGCUGGCGGUCGGAAGCAACUGCUGCCGCUGGACAUCAUCGAGGGAAUGGUUAGGCGCGUGUUCGACGAAAUGAGCGAUGGAGCCGCCGGCAGUGUCGGCCGGGCGAGAAGCCGGCGGGAGUCGAGGAGCAGCGGCAAUUUGGAGGGCUUCUACGCCGUCUAA
Molecule: messenger RNA, 1923 nt
Organism: Miscanthus lutarioriparius
Lineage: Eukaryota; Viridiplantae; Streptophyta; Magnoliopsida; Poales; Poaceae
Source: the annotation of a GenBank genome assembly